AUGCGCCUCGCGGGGCUGGCACAGCCGAUGGGGGGGGGGGUCCACAGCCUGCUCAGCCGCCUCGUCACCCUAGCGUUCAGUCGGGCCUACCCAACUCUACCGCGACCGGCCGAGCAGCUCGCGCGGGACCGGCAGACGGCCUCGCCCUCGUCCGGCAGCCGCCCGGCCGCGUACAGGCAGCUUUUCGCGAUGUCGGACGACAUGGACGAGGACGACGAGCCGGAGGAGCCUCAGCGCCGGGAGUUCUUGGGCGGCAGCUUCCUGGGAUCCGGCCAGCGCUACGACGAGGCUGCCGAGCGGGCUGCGCAGGAGCUCAGGGAGGGGCGACCGCCGGAGCAGAAACGCCUGAGCGGCCUGGAGCGCCAGAUGGAGGCGAACGCCGCGGCGGAAGCCGCGAGGCGGCAGGAGCAGGAGGUCUCCGCGCGCGAGCGACUGGAGGCUGCCCCGCGCGUGCAGGACGGCGGAGCCAGCUCCAGCGCAGCGGCGCCGAAGGCCGUGCAUGCCGUCGUGCAGGCCUGUGUGGCGCUGAGGAGGCAGCACAAGGACUCGAAUUUGGCGGGCCUCGUCUCGUGCCUGGAGACGGUCCGCCUCUACGUGGACAACUUGGCCCAGAACCCUCAGGAGCCCAAGUUCCAGCGCAUCAACAGAGACAACAGCAGCUUCAAGAGCCGCGUGGCCAGCCUGGAGGGCGGCGAGGACGUGC
Prorocentrum cordatum is the source of this 703-nucleotide messenger RNA. Lineage: Eukaryota; Dinophyceae; Prorocentrales; Prorocentraceae. The record is from the annotation of a GenBank genome assembly.